AAAUGCAAGCAUGGUCAUACUUGGGUGGCAUCAUAUCAUAUUAAAUAUGAUAAAACUUGGUGUGCCAAAUAUGAACAGGAUAAAACUAGAUUAAAUAUUUCAAUACCUAAAGAAAUAGCUCAAAAUAGAAAUGAAAAAUGUAUAUCUGACACUUAUAUUAGUAAUCGAAGUCUAUUAAUAUGGGAAUGUGAAAAAUCACAUCGGUGGGUGCAAACAUUAACAAAUAUUAGAAAGAGGCAUUGGUGUCUAUACUGUUCAGGUAAUGCACUACUCUCUCUUGAAAUUGCAGAACAAAUUGCGUUAUCUAGACAUGGACAAUAUCUUUUAACUAAAUAUCAAAAUAUUGAUGGAUUACUUACCUGGAGCUGCUCAUCACCAUCUAAAAUACGCAAGCCUAAUUUUUUAAAGACACAAGAAUAUCCAACUAGAUUAGAACUCGAUAUUCCAUAUUAUGAUUUAGGUUUCAUGAUCGAAGUGCAGGGAGAACAACACUGGCGUCGAAUCGAAUUCUUUCAUCCAAAACCUGGAGAUUUUGAAAAACAAUUAGAACGAGACCACCUCAAAAGAGAUCUUUGCGAUGAAAAUAACAUAUAUCUCUUUUAUGUGUGGUAUGAUGAUGAAGAUCCAGAAAAGACUAUUCAAGAUAAACUAUAG
Molecule: messenger RNA, 654 nt
Organism: Racocetra persica
Lineage: Eukaryota; Fungi; Glomeromycota; Glomeromycetes; Diversisporales; Gigasporaceae
Source: the annotation of a GenBank genome assembly